Molecule: messenger RNA, 585 nt
Organism: Psilocybe cubensis
Lineage: Eukaryota; Fungi; Basidiomycota; Agaricomycetes; Agaricales; Agrocybaceae
Exons: 2
Coding region: 1-585 (194 amino acids)
Source: RefSeq, a predicted model, not a curated record
AUGAUGAAAACUCUUAUCCCACUCAUAGUCGCAUUCCUAAUCAACCAUGUUGUGAUUGCAAAUGGCCAAUUACCGCCAGUGAACUCAACGAUGGAGAGACGCACCACAGACACCUGUGCCGACCCCACUCUCACCAACGUCUUUGUCCAAUCUUACAGCCCCUCCAAGAAAUUCCAUCUUAUCCAAAUGCGUUCCGAGUUCGCAGACUCACUCACAAAAGGAAACGCCGACUUUGCCUUCCAAGCCAACAUUUUCCGUGCAUGGAAUACGGCGCAGCCAUUCACCUUCCCUCUUCACCGUCUGUUUAACCCAACAGUGAACGAUUACAUUUUCGUAUUGUCAACGGACGGCACGGUCCCAGUUGUAGCUGGCUAUCAGGAGAAUUUUAUCCCUGCAUAUAUCUAUUCCACUCAGAUAUGCAAUAGCAUCCCGCUGUAUGCUGCUGCGCUGGCCAGUGCUACUGACCAUUAUUACACAACCAUUCAAAGCGAACGGGAUGAUAUGGUCAACAGAUGGGGGUGGACUGAUGCAGGAAUCAUUGGAUACGUUUUGCCUUUGCAUCAGGGUAUGCAGACGCGUUUUUAG